AUGAGUAAAUAUGCUCGUUGUAAUCACAAUGACAGCCGAUAUUGUCAAGGUACCUACAGAAUGUGGAAAAGAUGUACUGUUACCAAUCUGUGCGAUAUUGAAACAGAAUCACGAAUUUCAACAGUAAUCGCUAAAGCCAUUGGUAAAGCUAUGGAGAAACAUGACGAGGCUCAUGAUGAAGCUGUCAGUCCAUUAAUCACUGAAGCAGUUGAACUUACCUGGGAAGAACAACAUCAUAUUAAUCUGCUUGGAAUAAUUGUAUGCCUGAUAUUAGUUAUUAUUGCAAUCACAGCUCUAGAAAUACACCAUAUGGUUAUAUACUGGAAUAAAGUAGAAUAA
Molecule: messenger RNA, 339 nt
Organism: Trichobilharzia regenti
Lineage: Eukaryota; Metazoa; Platyhelminthes; Trematoda; Strigeidida; Schistosomatidae
Source: the annotation of a GenBank genome assembly